Kwoniella mangroviensis CBS 8507 is the source of this 1395-nucleotide messenger RNA. RefSeq lists its product as uncharacterized. The record is from RefSeq and is a predicted model, not a curated record. The transcript is spliced from 5 exons. Bases 1 to 1395 code for a protein of 464 amino acids. Lineage: Eukaryota; Fungi; Basidiomycota; Tremellomycetes; Tremellales; Cryptococcaceae.
AUGAAACGUUGCGACUUCGCCAAAUGCGUCAUCGAGGAUUGCAGUGAAUACGCUCUCUUCGGUGCGGAUCGAUGUCCGAUUUGCUGCGGAGCAUACUGCUACGACCAUGUCGACGAUCCAUCCAAUCAUAUCUGUCACACCAAUCCACCAUCCGAUUACCUUUUCCCGUAUAAAAGCGUAGUUGAAGACGAGAUUGCUGAAAUUCUCGAAGUCUUGAAUUUUGAUGCCAUCGUAGCUGAGGUAGAAGCUUUACGACCAGGGCACCGAUGCAUUCACGUCGAUAGACCUGAGAACGCUUCACACAUGGAAAAGCUCACUGGUGCAUACAACUUUCACCUAAUCAUAGAAUACGAUGAUGGAUUGAAAUGGGUUAUGCGAAUCAGAAGGAAACAAACUUCACUUCAACCUGAAGGGGCGCUUAUGAUGAGCCAUGAAAGUGAAAUUGCUACUCUCAAAGCGCUGUAUACAGCAGGUAUCAGGGUUCCACGCGCAUAUGCUAGACCUCAGGAUAGUAAAGUCUCCUCCCACCUCCUGUAUUUCUACCAAGAAUUCAUUGAGGGUCUUCCUACAUCUGUCGUCUUGUUCAACCCGGCUUGUACGGAAACCUUAAGGCUCGCUGGUGAAGCUCUCAUACGGAAUUAUGCAGCUUGGAUGAUCGAUCUAGAAAAAGUCACUUUCGACAAAGUUGGAAGUCUGUUUCUUACCGACAUUGGGACAAUCCACGUUGGACCGCAUGUCGAACGAGAUCGGACGAUCCUCCUCGACCAUCCAUACCUCAUCGGACCUUACGAUACCGCCAAAGAGCGCUGGAUAGCCGCUAUUGAAUGUAGGAUGAAAUUAAUUUUGGACAAGAAGGAGGUCAGCCCGUCUAAUGAGCUUCAUGCCUACUUGGUCAUGUUGGAGAUGAGAGAACUAGUGAAAGGGUGCCCAGAAUUAGAUGAAGUUGAUAGAGAUACGGGGGAAUUGAAUGGUAUAAUCGAUUGGGAUUGGGCCUCUCUCACUUGUAAAGCUGAAGCAUACGCCGCACCUGAAUACUUCAGACUCGAGCAUAGCAAAAUGUAUUCAUCCCAACCUACCACAAAAGAACGGUAUCUCAUUCAAGCUUAUGAAGACUUGGGUAGAUGUGAUCUUGCCAACUUCGUUCGAAGAGGUCGGAAAUACCAUUGGUUACACAACACCAUUUUCUGGUUUCAAUGGGACGUAAAGGAGAUGAACGCGGCUAGAAGGGCUUUUCUCGCGCUUCCGGAUGUGAUAGAAGGGGAACCGCAGACCAAUGAGGAUUGGAGAGAGAUUAUGCUCAGGAAAUUUGAUGGUGAUGCGGGUCUGAUGGUCUUGAAAGCUCAAAAGCGUCUUAACUGCCAUGAACGUCCUCGAUUGGAUCAGCCUGUGUGCUGA